GCCCGGAAGUGCGCCAUCAGCCGGCGCCAGCGGCCGCACGCUGGCGGAGCAGGGGCUCUGAGGGCCGGGGACUCCGGUGCUCGAGCACGCUGGUAGGAAAGGAUCCGGUACUUGAACAGUGUUGUGCGCCACCAUGCAGGUUUCCAGCCUCAAUGAGGUGAAGAUUUACAGCCUCAGCUGCGGCAAGUCCCUUCCUGAGUGGCUUUCUGAUAGGAAGAAGAGAGCACUACAGAAGAAAGAUGUAGAUGUCCGUAGGAGAAUUGAACUUAUUCAGGAUUUUGAAAUGCCUACUGUAUGUACCACUAUUAAGGUGUCAAAAGACGGACAGUACAUUUUAGCAACUGGAACAUAUAAACCUCGGGUUCGAUGUUAUGACACUUAUCAGUUAUCCUUGAAGUUUGAAAGGUGUUUAGAUUCAGAAGUUGUCACCUUUGAAAUUUUGUCUGAUGACUACUCAAAGAUUGUCUUCUUACAUAAUGAUAGAUACAUUGAAUUUCAUUCACAAUCAGGUUUUUACUACAAAACCAGAAUACCAAAGUUCGGAAGAGAUUUCUCUUACCACUUUCCAUCUUGUGACUUGUACUUUGUUGGUGCAAGUUCUGAAGUUUAUAGGUUAAACUUAGAACAAGGACGAUACCUGAAUCCUCUACAAACUGAUGCUGCGGAGAAUAACGUUUGUGACAUAAAUUCAGUGCAUGGCUUGUUUGCCACAGGAACCAUAGAGGGGAGAGUGGAGUGCUGGGACCCAAGAACUCGAAAUAGAGUUGGUCUAUUAGACUGCGCCUUAAACAGUGUCACAGCAGAUUCAGAGAUAAACAAUUUACCAACAAUCUCUGCUUUGAAAUUUAAUGGUGCCUUGACCAUGGCAGUUGGAACAUCCACGGGGCAGGUUUUAUUAUAUGACCUUCGAUCUGAUAAGCCAUUGCUAGUUAAAGAUCACCAGUAUGGGCUGCCCAUUAAGUCUGUUCAUUUCCAGGAUUCAUUAGAUCUGAUUUUGUCUGCUGACUCUCGAAUUAUCAAGAUGUGGAAUAAGAACUCCGGAAAGAUAUUUACUUCCUUGGAGCCAGAGCAUGACCUUAAUGAUGUUUGUCUCUACCCCAACUCAGGCAUGCUUCUGACAGCCAGUGAAACCCCCAAGAUGGGCAUCUAUUACAUUCCAGUUUUAGGUCCUGCUCCUCGGUGGUGUUCCUUCUUAGACAACUUGACCGAAGAACUAGAAGAGAAUCCAGAAAGCACCGUUUAUGAUGAUUAUAAAUUUGUCACCAAGAAAGACCUUGAAAAUUUAGGGCUCACCCACCUCAUUGGAUCACCUUUCCUUCGGGCAUAUAUGCAUGGGUUUUUCAUGGAUAUAAGACUCUAUCACAAGGUGAAACUGAUGGUAAAUCCAUUUGCUUAUGAAGAAUAUAGGAAAGAUAAAAUACGACAGAAAAUAGAAGAAACGCGUGCACAGAGAGUCCAGUUAAAGAAAUUGCCAAAAGUUAACAAAGAGCUGGCACUUAAAUUGAUUGAGGAAGAGGAGGAGAAGCAGAAAUCUACAUGGAAAAAGAAAGUUAAGAGUCUUCCUAGUAUUCUCACUGAUGAUCGAUUUAAAGUUAUGUUUGAGAACCCUGACUUCCAAGUAGAUGAAGAGAGUGAAGAAUUUAGGCUUCUGAAUCCACUUGUUUCAAAAAUUAGUGAAAAAAGGAAAAAGAAGCUAAGACUCUUAGAGCAACAAGAACUGCGUGAAAAAGAAGAGGAGGAAGAGCCGGAAGGAAAACCGAGUGAUGCAGAAAGUUCGGAGAGUUCAGAUGAUGAAAAAGCCUGGGUUGAAGAGAUCAGGAAGCAACGCAGACUCCUCCAGCAGGAGGAAAAAGUGAAGCGACAGGAACGACUCAAGGAGGACCAGCAGACAGUCCUAAAGCCCCAGUUUUAUGAGAUCAAAGCAGGAGAAGAAUUUAGAAGCUUCAAAGAUUCUGCCACAAAGCAGAAACUGAUGAACAAAACCCUUGAAGAUCGUUUGAAAAUUGAAGCAAAAAAUGGGACAUUGAGUGUAUCCGAUACCACUGUUGGCAGCAAACAAUUGACAUUCACAUUAAAGAGGUCUGAACAGCAGAAGAAGCAACAGGAGGCUGAGAAACUGCAUCGACAAGAAAGGAAAAGACUCCGUCGUUCAGCCGGACACCUGAAGUCAAGACACAAAAGAGGACGGUCGUUUCAUUGAUUUGGGAAGUGAUCCUACCUGUGAUUAGGGAGGGGUACGUCUCCCCCAAACUGAUCCUCAUUAAGAGUGUUCAACACAGAUAAGGGAACACACGUUUUUAAAGUUCCACGUACCUUCUUGUACACAGAGGUAAAGGUUUGAAAACCUGUGCUUUGUGGAUUGGACUUUGAAGCUGCCGAUGGCCACCACAUAGCCCCAAGGGUGUGCUUGCAAGUCAUUGCUCCUGGAAACAUUGUCCUUUCCCCGUGGUUUUAAUCAUGUAAACCAGGUUGGGGUUUUUUUAAUAUUGUGAAAUGUACACCAUGAAAUGAAAGGUUGAUCCUGUGCUAGAAGCCAAGAUUUAUCGUGCUCUAGGAACUUUGUUCCUACACUGCCUACUGCCAUUCAUGAUUAAACCAUCUGGAAAUACCAUCCCUGUUU
Molecule: messenger RNA, 2620 nt
Organism: Rhinopithecus roxellana (golden snub-nosed monkey)
Lineage: Eukaryota; Metazoa; Chordata; Mammalia; Primates; Cercopithecidae
Gene: NOL10
Product: nucleolar protein 10
Biological process (GO): maturation of SSU-rRNA from tricistronic rRNA transcript (SSU-rRNA, 5.8S rRNA, LSU-rRNA)
Cellular component (GO): small-subunit processome; nucleus; 90S preribosome
Molecular function (GO): protein binding
Source: RefSeq, a predicted model, not a curated record